GUCCCCACGCGCCGGGAUGCGACGUGGGCGCAGGCGCGCUCGCUGCUGCGUCCGGGGUCUGCCUGCGGUGACGUCAGCACGCCUCGCGGUUUCUAGCCCCUCAGCCUCGGCCCCCGACUCCCGCGCGGACCGGCCAGGGGCGGGGCGUCCGGCCAGUUGAACUAUCCCGACAGACCGCGGCUUUUUGAAUGAAAGCUCCUCAAGAUGGCGGCGGCCGGAGCCGACACGCGAGGAGGAUAUGGAAUAUUAUCUUGUAAAAUGGAAAGGAUGGCCAGAUUCUACAAAUACUUGGGAACCUUUGCAGAAUCUCAAGUGCCCAUUAUUACUUCAGCAGUUCUCCCAUGACAAGGAUGUUUACUUAUCUCAAGUAAAGAAGGGCCACGCAGUAACUCUAAAAAACAAUAACAAAGCCCUGAAUCCUGCCGUUGCUGAGUACAUUGUGAAGAAGGCUAAACAAAGGCUAGCGCUGCAGAGAUGGCAGGACGAACUCAACAGACGGAAAACUCACAAAGGGAUGAUCGUUGUGGAAAACACUGUUGACCUAGAAGGCCCGCCUCCAGACUUCUACUACAUUAAUGAAUACAAGCCGGCGCCUGGGAUCAGCCUAGUCAACGAAGCUACCUUCGGUUGUUCAUGCACAGAUUGCUUCUUUGAGAAAUGUUGUCCUGCUGAAGCUGGAGUUCUUUUUGCUUAUAAUAAAAACCAACAAAUUAGAAUACCACCAGGUACCCCCAUUUAUGAAUGCAACUCAAGAUGUCAGUGUGGACCCGAUUGUCCCAAUAGGAUUGUACAGAAAGGCACACAGUACUCACUUUGCAUCUUUCGAACUAGCAAUGGCUGUGGCUGGGGUGUAAAAACCCUUGUGAAGAUUAAAAGAAUGAGUUUUGUCAUGGAAUAUGUUGGAGAGGUAAUCACGAGUGAGGAAGCCGAAAGACGGGGGCAGUUAUAUGAUAACAAAGGAAUCACCUAUCUCUUUGAUCUGGACUAUGAAUCUGAUGAAUUCACAGUGGAUGCAGCUCGAUACGGCAAUGUGUCUCAUUUUGUGAAUCACAGUUGUGACCCAAAUCUUCAGGUGUUCAAUGUUUUCAUUGAUAACCUUGAUACUCGUCUUCCCCGAAUAGCAUUAUUUUCCACAAGAACCAUAAACGCUGGAGAAGAGCUCACUUUUGAUUAUCAAAUGAAAGGUUCUGGAGAUAUAUCUUCAGAUUCUAUUGACUACAGCCCAGCCAAAAAGAGAGUCAGAACUGUGUGCAGAUGUGGAGCUGUGACUUGCAGAGGUUACCUCAACUGAAUUUUCAGAAAAUAGAGCGGAGGAUAAUUGUAGUUUUUCUUUUUUCUGAUGUUAACAUUUUUAAAAAUAAGUAUUCGGGACUCUUUUCAUACUGUCAAGAUUAUAUGCUAUGUAAAUUUACAUUUCAUGUUUCAGACUCUUGGCCAAAUGCAUUUCUGAUGCUUCUGAAGGGAGGAACACAGGGUCACAUGGACUAAUUUGAAAUACACCUCAUUAGUGGUUAGGGAGCAAACAAGCAAGGGAAACUGGUAUCAGCAUAUGUGUGCUUAAGAAGUCUCUGUGAAUAGAGAAAUGCCUCCCUCAGUGUUUUAAGUGCUAAACCGAUGAUAUCACAGUCACUAAGAUGAAACAUUCAACUUGCCAUACACCUUGAAUUUAGAGAAAUACUUAACUGAAUUUGGGCAAAUAUGCAACGUUCUAUUUUUGUUAUGUUGUCAUUCCUGUUUACCUAUUUAUUACUGUAAAUACCGUUCUUGUAUUGGAGACAAAUAGGUGGUACUGAAUUACACUCUCAUUUUCUAUUUCUACUUCUUUCAUUAAAACAUUGAGAUCUUGACACAGAAAUUUAGGUCUAAAAAUAAGUAUGGAAAAAUUUAAUUACAAUUGGAUUUCAUAUUUUGAAGCAAUUUAGACGAUAACGAGGGGUAUAUGUCUGAACCAGUUAUUCUUAAAGGUUUUUUAAUCCUGUGGAAGAAAAAUCUCCAAAAAGCUCUCUGAAAUUCUAGAAUGGCUGGCCAUUAUGCCUCUUGGAAAUGACACAGCAGUGGAACCAGGUGGGUUGUUUUGGAGUACCAGGCAAGGGAAAUAGGGUACUUUUAGACCCUUUUUAAAACCAUAAAUUAGGAGAUCCAUGUUGAAUACGUGUGGUCUAAACAGUAAAACAAGAUGCCCCUGAGAGCAGCUACACCUGAUGAUAAUAUUUCUUCACACAUUAACACUGUAUCUUCUGAAUUUCAGGCAGUUUUAACAUUUCCUUUCCACCAAAUUUAAUUCUUUUUCUAUUUCCUGCACGCUCUUCUUAAAAAAUAAGUAUAUUUUCAAUUGAUACUUAUUUUAUAAAUGAAUUUUUUAAAUGUGAUAAAGCUACACUUGGCUUGGUCAGAGUGUGUGCCUGAAUUAUGAGACCAUUUAUUACUUGAAUUAUGAAGACUGAAAUGGAAUAUAUUCCUUGUUGGUUUUGUUUAUUAGUUUCUCCUGAUUGAGGUUUUAUUAUGCAGGAAAACAAUGUUUUCAUCUUUCUCAUUCUGGGAUUUUUAAUCAAGACGUCCAACAUAAAGCUAAAUGCAGCAAAUAAAUCUAGCUUUUAGUAUUCCUAAUUAAGUUGUAUCUAAGCUCGGUGCCCUAGGUUUUAACAACCUAAAAGAAACUUGGGUAAAAUUGAACUGACUUCAAGAAUGCAGCCUAUCAAAUAUCUUCUUAAUCUUUAAUCUCUUUUUUGGGAGAAUCUAUACUUUAUUAUUUAUUAUAUUGGUAUCACGACUGCUCUUUCAUAACAAUAAAUUGUUUACAUGUUAGAAGCUCAGAGUAUAUCUGCAAACCAAAAUUGGCAGGUGUCAUGAACAAAUACAUUCUUUUAGUGCCGUUUCUUAUGUUUUCUUUAUAAAAAAAUAAUCACAUAGAAAAAUCAGUGGUGAGCGAGCAUCACUAAUUUUACAGGUUGUUCCCGGUGGCCAAGCAUACUUUGAAUUAUAAUCGUCACAGAUAGGUUUAAAGAUGUAAUUUUUGCAUUCUUUUUAAAAAGUCAGUGUUUUACUGUCUAGUUUCUUGAUUUUGCCCACUUUUUGUGUUAAAAAAUAUUAAACUGGAGGACAAAGGGAAAAACGGCUAUUUUCAGUCAACUUGUUUUGUCCUUAUUAAUAGAAAUAUAAUGGGCCUUUGAGAUUUUAAUUAUCUGUGUCAUCCUUAUGUUAAAAAGCUGAACUUAAGCAGUAAAAUAAUACAAACUAACUGAAGUUGUUAGGAGCUUUAUUUUAAUUCAACAUUUAGCUUCUUUAAAUUCAUUUCCUAAAUUGUCAAGACUGUGUUCUCUCAUUAUAAAGUAAAUAUUCAUGGGUAUUAGAUGAAGUUUAAACUGUAAAUGAAUCCACUGUACAAGUUGUAUUAACACCACUGUUCGUAUCUACCUAAAGGGAUUGUAGUCACAACUGGUGAUCUCAGGGUUUUUCUCCAUGUAUGCAAAAUCUAGACAGCACUUAUUUUUCUUACAGUUCAACAGUUAUUCUUUAGCAAAUAAAUUCAGUUUGGCAUUUGAUUUUUCUGUUUCUUGUGGGUUAGCUUUGUUUACAAAUAUUUUACUGUCUUUUUUUAGUAAGGCUACAGAAGGGGCAGAAAAAUACUGAUGUAUUCCUGACGACCUGCUGUUGAGAUUAACCAAAGGUGUAUAUACCAUUCCUUUAAAUGUUACUUUCCUUUUUAAAAUGCUCGUUGUUGUCAUGGUUCAUGCACUUGGAUAUUAAAGUACAAUUUUCACUCAGUAGAAUGUGGAUGGAUACUUCUGAAACUUUUUGAGCGUUAUUAGUUACCAGGUAUUUAAACAUAUUUUGCUAAGUACUCCUUAGAAGUACAAAGGAAUUUUAGAAUUCGAGCUAAUAUUCUUUGAGUAAGUCUACACCUUUAUAUGUCCUCGUGAACUUCUCAUAAUUGUAUGAGGUUGGUGCUAUGGUGUCUACAAUCCACCUGAGGUAGGAGGUUCAGACUGUUAGGUCACAUGCCCAAGAUCACCCAGCGACGAGGCAGGCAGGAAACAUACCUGACUAUUUUUAACGUAUUUAACCAACUCCAUGCAGAUUUAAAAAAAGAAUUUCUACUAUUAAACUUCUAAGUCUUGGAUUCCUCUCCAAGAAAAAUGUGGCUAGCCAUUGGGUUUCUUCUGUGAUGUAUCUUGGCAUUUUGAAAUUUUUUCUUCUCACUUUUCCUUUUAUGCUUUCCAGUUCUUCAAGUAAAAGUCAAGGAGCCACUAUAAUUAAUCCUGCCCACUGUCAUGCUCUGAGAGGCCUCACUGCAUAGCGGUUAGGAGCAUGGUGUCGGGGGCCUGAAUUGCCUGUUUGAGUCCUGGCUUCGCCCCUUACUAGCCAUGUGAACUAACCUCUCUGUGCCUUAGCCUUCUCAUCUGUGAGUGGGGAUAAUAAAUGUGUGUUGUGAGGAUUAAAGGAGUUACUACAGUGUGUAAAAUAAUUAAGCAUUGUCACAGUAAGUAUAUAGCUAAUAAUAUGUAAGUAUUACAUAAUGACAGUACGCAGUUAUUCUGUACUUCAAGUAGAGUAUUAACCUGUAGUGGUUUUAAAGUACAGGUUUAUGCAGUUUACCCUUGAACAACACGGGUUUGAACUGAGUGGGAAUCCACAUAUGUGGAAUGCUGACUUAAUUUACAUUACAUAAAAUCCGUGUGGAUUUUUGACUGCAUGGGUGGUGGGUACCCCUAAGCCUGCAUUGUUCAAGGGUACACACCUGUCCUUCAAUAUCGUUGGUGAUCCCUGUAAGUUUUUUGAUCAAAGUCUGUUCUGCUCUUAGUCCUUAAAUUCAUUCCGCCAGCACUUAUUAUGCCACACUCACAUAUAAAACAAUGGAAUUGUGGCAGUAUGUAGUAAUACUCAUACUUGGUGUGAUUCUGAAAUGCUAAGAAUAUAUUCAGAAUGUUUACAGGCAUGUUUUGAACACCCACCUUGGAUCAUAAGCUAUACUAUUAAGAUGAAGUCUUAAAUGUCAGUAUGUACAAAUGUAUAUAGUUACAUUUGAUUACAUGAUUUGUGAUAAUGAAGUAUAACUAAUUUUUAGAGCUAUAAAUAAAAUACAAAGUCUCUGCGUUUCUGUAAUAGGCCUGUUAUAGUAAUGACCAGAUACUCAACCAAUGAUUUGCAAUCCCUGCUGGUUCUCUCCACUGGUUUUAUACACUUGGAAUUUAGGAAAUAGUACGAGAUGAGUACUCAGGGCAAAAUGAAACAAAUAGAACUCUAAUCCUGCUCCCAUCAUAGCAGAGUGUAUCUCAUCCAAAGCUGAGGCACGCUGAGCUAGAAAAACAGGGUCAGUGUUCCCUUAAGACUCCUUGUAUCCUUCCUUCUAUUCUCUUGCCCCAGGUACCUUACUAUGCUCAGACCAUUCUUGGUUGGUGUACAUAUUAAUAACUGUUGAGUAAUUGUGACUCAAAGACCUCAGAAAUGUAUCCUCAAAGACCAAUCA
This is a messenger RNA of Rhinolophus ferrumequinum (greater horseshoe bat), 5467 nucleotides long. RefSeq names its product SUV39H2 histone lysine methyltransferase (gene SUV39H2). The transcript has 5 exons. Gene Ontology annotation, cellular component: nucleus. Bases 239 to 1291 code for a protein of 350 amino acids. Gene Ontology annotation, molecular function: zinc ion binding; protein binding; histone H3K9 methyltransferase activity. Lineage: Eukaryota; Metazoa; Chordata; Mammalia; Chiroptera; Rhinolophidae. The record is from RefSeq and is a predicted model, not a curated record.